This is a messenger RNA of Cheilinus undulatus (humphead wrasse), 2706 nucleotides long. It is a transcript of the gene pcdh20l, whose product is annotated as protocadherin 20. The record is from RefSeq and is a predicted model, not a curated record. Gene Ontology annotation, cellular component: plasma membrane. Gene Ontology annotation, biological process: homophilic cell-cell adhesion. Gene Ontology annotation, molecular function: calcium ion binding. Lineage: Eukaryota; Metazoa; Chordata; Actinopteri; Labriformes; Labridae. The transcript has 3 exons.
AUGCAGGUAAGCGCUGUAGGAGGGGCAUGUAAUGAAUUCUGCCUCAGCUGGGCAGGUUUAGGUUGCUGUCUGUGUCCUCGGUGUUCACUUGCUGCUGGGGAUCUUGGGUAACAUGCGAGGGCGAUGGGCCAUGGGACUCCUGAUAAUAUGAACUGGGCUGGGCUGCUGCAGAAUCUGCUGGUUGUGCUCCAUCUCCACCAGAUCACAUGUGAUUCUUCAGUCUGGUUUUCUGUCCCGGAGGAACAGGAGCCUGGCGUUCUGGCUGGGUCGCUUAGUAAACACUUUCCACCGCCAUACCAGCUCCUGACCCAGGAGUAUCUGUGGAUGGACAAAAACACAGGGAAUUUCUACACCACUGAGCAAAAGAUGGAUCGCGAGGCCCUCUGCCCUGAGGAGACAAAGGCUGAGGAAUGCAUUAUUUUACACAAUGCUGUGGUGGGGCCCUCAGGAGACCUUAUACAGUUCCCUGUGAUCAUAGAGGACAUCAAUGACAAUGCACCUCAGUUUGAAAAUGGUGAAAUAUACCUGAAGGUGUCUGAAGAUGUCAGAGUGGGGACCAGCUUCUUACUGGACAUGCAGGCUAAGGACAGAGAUGCUGGAUAUAACAGUGAGCUGCAUUACCACCUGGAGGAGUCUGAUGGAGUUUUUAGUUUAAAAAUCGAGGAAGAUGGGUCUGUCGUCAUGCUGGUUGUUCAAGCAGCUCUGGAUAGAGAAACUAGGGACCUGUAUCAGAUGGUUCUGGUGGCAUCCGACUGUGGCUCGGAUCCUUUAAGUGCUACAGCAACUUUAAUAGUCAUAGUGACAGAUGUUAAUGACAACUGUCCAAGCUUUAGCUCUGACAGCCCCCGCAGUGUCUCCAUCCCUGGAGACGCCCCGAAGAACACGCUGGUUGCUCAGGUCAGAGCCACAGACCCAGAUUCAGGUCCGAAUGCUGCUAUCAUGUACUCUCUCAGUCCCAAAGUCUCCGAGCGGGCCAAGAAGCUCUUUAGCCUCGACAGCCUCACUGGGUACAUCAGACUAACACAAGACCUCCAAAGUGACAACCCAGAGGAGCUGCUGCUGAAAGUGUUAGCGAGCAGCCGUCAUUGCCCCCCAGCAGACACUCAGGUAACCAUAUCCGUGCUCCCCAAGGCGCACCAAGAGCUGACGAUCAAGAUCGGGUUCAUAGCGGAGCAUCAAAACCAGACUCUGGUGUUACAAGAGAACCAGCCCCCCACUGUCUUAGCUGUUUUAGAGCUGGAGGGUGACAGCAGCUUUAAAGGCUCAUCUCUCUCCAUUGAGAGUGAGGCGCCUUUCACUUUGAACCCGCAGAAUGGUAAAUAUCUGCUUUCCACAUCAAAGCCCUUAGACUAUGAGAUGAAAAGAGAACAUCAGAUUUCUCUGGUAGCGCACGGGAGAUCAGCCGAAGGAUCUGUGAUGGCUGCCUCCAGGCGUGUGAUCAGGGUGAUGGUGGCAGAUGUCAAUGAUAACGCUCCACAGUUCCUCCAGUCUCAGUACGAGCUGCAGGUGGAGGAAAAUAACCAGCUGGGUAUGCCACUGCUACAGGUCUCUGCUUCAGAUGCAGACAGCGGACACAACGGGAGGGUGACCUACAGGUUGGACAAACACACACCCACCAUCUUUAACAUUGACUCGGUGACAGGUCAACUGUUUGUGUCUGCCUCUCUGGAUAGGGAGCAGCAAGGUGAACACACAUUGACUGUGUUUGCACGAGAUAGCGGCUCUCCUCCCUUAGAGUCGGUUGCCACGGUAUCCAUUCAUGUUCUGGACCAGAAUGACAAUGCACCCGUGUUUUUAACCCCUCACUUCAUCUUUUUUAUCCCUGAGAAUGUUCCGCCGUUCACCCAGGUGGGAGGUGUGGGGGUGACUGACCCAGAUGAAGGGGAGAACGGUAACACAGAAUUGCAUGUUGUUAACAGCAGCGGACCUUUUGUUGUGGAUAACACUCAGGGAACGCUACGCUCCACUACUAACUUGGACCGUGAGACACAGGACCGCUAUGAACUCUACCUUCUGGCCAGUGAUCACGGGCACCCAGUGACUCUGACGUCAACUGCCAGGGUGACAAUCUUUGUGGAGGACAUCAAUGACAACCAGCCAAAAGUGAUCCUUCCCAGCAGCAACUUCUCAUGCCUUGCAGUGUCUCCAGCAACCAACGCAGGCACCAUGAUUACAAAAAUCUACGCCAUCGACGAGGACUCUGGGCUUAAUUCAGAGAUGACGUAUACUGUUGUGGCGCCAGAAACGGUACAAAAUCACAGUCCAUUCCAGGUCGAUUCAAGGUCAGGGAACAUCACCGUAAUACAGCAGCUUUCACAAAAAGAUCUGGGAAUGCAUCACUUGUUUGUUGUGGUCAGAGAUGGAGGAAAACCAGCUCCUCUUUACACCACCGUGUGGGUUAAUCUGAUGGUCAGCGAGAGCAUGGAGACCUGCCACUUGGACAAGGCGCCAACCUGGACAGGAACAUCUGAUUUUGGUCAAGCCCCCUCAAAGGCCCCCAUCUGCGAGGUCGAGGACACCAGAUCAGGGCGGCUGACUCUGUUAGUUGGCCUGUGUAUGAUGCUGGCGUCCACAUGUUUGCUGGUGGUGUCAGCUGUAUUGUAUCUAAAACAGAGGAGAGGAAGUCUGAGGGAGAAGAAGAGGACACACGUGGAAGAGAAUGAGAUUCCACUCAGGCUCAAAAACAAAUAUUACUCUGAAGACUAA